Messenger RNA from Thalassophryne amazonica, 541 nucleotides. RefSeq names its product unique cartilage matrix-associated protein-like. Gene Ontology annotation, cellular component: extracellular matrix. Bases 203 to 541 code for a protein of 112 amino acids. NCBI's taxonomy places the organism in Eukaryota, Metazoa, Chordata, Actinopteri, Batrachoidiformes, Batrachoididae. Gene Ontology annotation, biological process: embryonic skeletal system development; regulation of osteoblast differentiation. The transcript is spliced from 5 exons. The record is from RefSeq and is a predicted model, not a curated record.
UUCAUUAAUUUUUAACAUGGGAUACCUUGUUGGUGUUUGCAGUAAAUCCACUAACCAGAUGUCCUUGGUCGCCUCCUCUGUCUUCUGACAAGCAGUCAGUAUUGCCAACGCCCAUCCUUCCAAACUCACACUCCACCUCUCACGCCUGACUCAUCACUCUUUCUUGCUUGUAUCUAUCAACUUUUUGGACACAGAGGUAAAGAUGUCCUGGCUGUGUGCAACGACCCUCCUCGGUCUCGCGGCCGUUCUUCUUGCUUUGUCCUUGUCUUCAGGGGCAGAUUGUGCGCUUUUGCUCAGUACGGCGAAGGAUCCACGAGGUCCGAUAAGAAGGAUCUUCAUGCGGGAGGCCGAUGCCUUGAACUUCUUUAGACAGCGCAGCAGACGAGGAGUGAAGUCACAGGAUGAGAUUAACGCUGAGCACAGACAGAUCCUGGCUGCAGAUGAACGCAGGAGAGAGUUCCAUGAGGAAAAGCGUAAUGAGUUUGAGAGCUACGCUGAAGAGGACCACGACGAGCAAAACGAGAGAAGCAGAGAGCACUGA